This is a messenger RNA of Vanderwaltozyma polyspora DSM 70294, 2082 nucleotides long. RefSeq lists its product as uncharacterized. The transcript has a single exon. The record is from RefSeq and is a predicted model, not a curated record. Lineage: Eukaryota; Fungi; Ascomycota; Saccharomycetes; Saccharomycetales; Saccharomycetaceae. Gene Ontology annotation, biological process: lipid metabolic process. Bases 1 to 2082 code for a protein of 693 amino acids. Gene Ontology annotation, molecular function: triacylglycerol lipase activity.
AUGGUUAAGUUCGUUGAGAGUCUAUGCGAUGAGGUAGAUUCGGAUUUAGAAAGAGACAUCUCCCGUAGAGAAAGCAAGAAUCAUUCGCCAGUGUCACAUCAUCAACACAUCCAUGUUCAUGUAGAUGGUGAAUACGAUAGUGAUGGCUAUCAUAGUAUUUAUAGUGCCGAUAGCUAUGUGGAUUCAAAUGUCCAGGCCUAUGCUCCAGGCAUCGGACAAGCUGAUUUAACUGAAACAAAAAAAAAAGAUUUGGAAGUUGAAGAAGCAGAAAAUCUGAUAGGUGGUUCAGAUAUUGGUCUAAGGAGCCAUACACAUAGCAUGGUAUCGAUUCAUGGUACAAGAUCUAUUUAUGAAGACGACAAAGCUCCAAAGAGCACCACUGUUUCCGGCAGCAAGACUCAAACUUUUGAUUCCGACAAUAUAGCAGAUGCACCUUCCAAUAACGUUUUUAAUUUCUCAUUACCAUUUGGAGGUAAUUCGAUUUCCGCUAAAAAAUCACCUUUGAGUUCUUUAAAGACUAUGCUGAGUGCAGAUGUGUUUACAGAGGACUGCUAUAAAAAGGAAGAGAUAAGAUCAAGACUACAAAGACAGGACUCUAUUUCAACACUGGACGAAAUCACCAUGUAUAAAGAUGAAAGAGGUAUGGAUAAUGUAAGAACAAUAGCAUUAAAGGAGUCCUUGCAGAUGGAUUCUUUGAAAAAUACCAUCAAAGGUAUCACCAGAGAUAUUCAGAGAUUGACAGGAGAUGAGGUGGUGCAAUCCAGACUGGAAACCAUUUAUGAUGAAUUGGAAGGUGAUAUUAUAAUUAUGGGCGGUUACCGUGGUAGUGUUCUUCGUGAUUCACUCACAGGUAAGAGACUUUGGAUUCCACUAAAGGCAGGUUUGAAUAUGAGAAAGGUUGACCUUGUUCUAGGACCUAGGAGAAAAGAUGAAGUAAACUCUGAAAAACAGGUGGUACCAGAUGGAAUGUUGACUUCGGUUGGUCCAGUCGAUAUUGCUAAAAAGCUGAUCCGUAAAUUGGAGGAAAAUCGUAAUGUUCAUGUACAUGAAUUUGGUUAUGAUUGGAGAUUAUCUCUGGAUAUUACGGCUAAAAAGUUAAGAGACAAGUUAAAGGUGAUUAAGAAUAAGCAAAAGGUGAAGAAGGGGGUGUUUAUUAUCGCCCAUUCAAUGGGUGGUUUAGUCGCUCAUAAAGUUUUACAAGAGGAUACAGACCUGAUUAGAGGGAUUAUAUAUGUUGGUUCUCCUAGUCAAUGUCCAAAUAUCUUGGGUCCUUUAAGAUUUGGUGAUGAAAUUAUGUUGAAUAAAAAGGUAUUAAGUGAUGAAGCUAAUUUCUUUAUGAGAAGUAGUUUCACCUUUUUACCAAUGGAUGGUCGUUGUUUUGUCGAUAAGACACAACGUAAAAGAUACGAUCUUGAUUUUUUUGACCCAGAAGUAUGGGUAGAAUUAGGGUUAUCACCACUAGUAAGUAAGAAAAGAAAGGAGUACAUCGCUGAACAGAAAGCUUCAGAUGUGAAAUCGAAUGACUCGUCGAUUGUAAGCGUCGAUGCAGUAAUCAGUGGAUCUCAAAAAUUAAUAAAAACUUUGAAUCCGAUAUCAAUAAUUAAAAACGUCACCUCUGUCGGUGAUACUGUUAAAAUAGAAGAGGAUACAACUGAAUUUAAUUACAAAACAUCUUAUGAGGACAGUUAUAAAUAUCUGGAAAGAACAUUAAAAGAUACUAAGCAGUUCCUCAAAAGUUUAGAGUAUAUCGAAGGCAAAGAAUAUCCGCCAUUAGCAAUUGUUUACGGUAACCAAGUACCUACAGUUCGUGGCGCUAAAGUAGAUGGUCUUCAGGACGUAAUAGAUGGUAAAUAUUUUGAUUUUUAUUAUGGACCGGGUGAUGGUGUGGUUCACCAUCAUUGGUUGCUACCUGAAAGGAGAGGGUUCCCUGUUGUAGCAAAAGUAGCAUCACCAACAGGUCAUGUCAGUUUAUUAGGAGAUUUAGAGUCCAUUGCUGAGGCAUUUAUCGGAAUUUUAGAUAGUGAAAAGAGCAAGGAAAAGUCUAAAUCUUCAAAAUCAACUACAUUGGUCAAGAAAAAAUAA